ACGGCUGGUCACAUGAGCAGAGAUCUGUUUACAAACCCAAGGCAGAGCAGAGUGAGAGCAAGGGGAGGAAGGGAAAGGCGAAUUGCAAGCGCUCGCUGAGCACCAUUAAGGACUGAGAGAGGAAGAGGGGAAGCCUGCCAUGACAAAGCCAGCUGGAGGUGGGAAAGACUAAAUACGACACACGCAGACACACUCCUGCACACACACUGCCUUUGUCUCAGAUUUUUUUUCUCUCAAUUGAACAAGCAGAUGGUUAGAGGGAGAGUAGGAUCCCCCCUCCUAUGCAAACACACACACAUGCACCAACUGACACACAAACACACACUCAACAGCAAAAUACCAAAGCCAGCUACAGGACUGUUGUUGCAUGGAGCUGUCCUCACUUUGUUUGGGCUUAGAGGGAAGCACAUCUUUGUUUUUUAAGACUGAGGAGGAAUACCCACUGCAAGACCUGAGGACUGGAGGAGGGGACAACAGAGGAGAAAAGAGGGGGAUAAGACUUGUGAAAAUCCUCUGUUAAAAAAAGCAGCUUUGGGAGGAAGACAAAGCACAGACUAAUGCCAGAUAAUUACCUUCAGUGGACGAGGACUGUCAUGUUGAAUGGUGGCUGUCAUUGAAUUUGGAGAAGGGACGAUACUGCAGAUGCAAAGUGAAGUCAAAGAGGCCCCUUUUCUGCUGGAAAGGAGCACAUGAGGUCUUCUGUCCUGGUCCAGGCCCCAGUCCCAAAUCUCCCAAUCUUUACACCGAGUGGUUAAUCCAGAUUUUGGAAUGCUGGGCGUCAUAGACUGCUGAGCCAACAAAACCGGACCUCCUGAGGAUUUGUGGAAUCUGAGCAAAUCUCAAAAUCUUUAUGGUUGUUUUUUGAGGAAAGAACACCACCCUGCAAGAGAUCGCUUCAGGUCAGGGUGUCCGUCUCCAGUCUCCAAACAGAUCCAGUGUCCUGAGCUCUGGCCCACAAGUUUGGCUCUUCUCCAGCCUUCUCCUGACAGGGCCUGAACUUACUGCUGCUAAGCCAAGAGUCAAAUUUCAUGCAACCAUUCCAAUGGUGUAACGGGUGCCUGUGUGGUUUGGCUUCUCGGUGCUCUGAACACUACUGCAGCAUGACGUCUGACAUCUAUCACCUCCCGCUCAAUGUGUAUGUCAUUGUGCUGGGCAUCGGCCUCUUCGUCUUCAUGCUCAGCCUCAUCUUCUGCUGCUACCUUUUCAGGUUGAAACAACAAGGAACGCGGGAGCAGUUCAGCUACAAUGAGGUGGUGCUGAAGGGAGCCAGCAAGAAACUUAGCCUCCUUGGACAAACCUGUGCUGUGUGUCUGGAAGAAUUCAGGACCAGAGAUGAACUGGGAGUGUGCCCAUGCUCACAUGCAUUUCACAAGAAGUGCCUGCUUAAGUGGCUGGAGAUCCGCAGCGUGUGCCCCAUGUGUAACAAACCCAUCCUCCGGCUCCACACAGACAAUCCCCAGGGGGCUGAAGGUCCAAUGGACCCAGAAGAGGUGUGAAGGAACUCCGAAAGAGGAAACUUCCCCAUUCAGAAAAAAACCCAUUGAACACACAAGGGAUGAUGGACAGUGGCCAUCUUUAGGACAUCUCACAUGAAAUGUUGGAAAUGAUCUCAAGUGGCCGCCCUCACUGACCUUUGAGCAAUAUGCCUUUGUGAGAAUUGGAUAUUGACAGCGCCAAAACUAUUUGGUCUGAUCAUUGAAAGGGUCGAUGAAUAGGACCUUCUCAUAAAAAAGCUCCAAGUUCUACUUCCAUAUUGCACUGUUCAUCAAUAAACAUGACAGGAAAAAAAAGGAGCCACAUUAGAGAGCAGGAUAUCAUUGCCACUGUCAAGGACGACUAGAGCAGCACUGCCAGAGACAAACACUUCGGGCUUUGAGCAGAACAUCAGAGAACAGGAUCAUUAUGGAUACCUCUAAUAUCUCAGGGGUGUUACCAAAACAGCCAGCACAAACCAUGUCAGUCACCCUAUAACCUUGUGCCACACAUGCAUCGUCAAUACUGCCAAUGUAGGUGAAAUUCUCCAGCAGUCAGAGCUAGCCACAACCCUCCGGCUGAACACAAGACCAGCGGGAUUACAACCAUGAAGUAGUAGACAAUAUUGUUACCAACUGUGUCCCAGGCCCUUCCCUUUUAAAAGAGACUGAUAGAAAACUAGUCUUGCCUGUAUGUAUCGUAUGUAAACAUGUCCCUAUAUAUUGUUAUUUUGUAUUUGUUGCUUUUAAAUAAAACGUCACGUAAUGUA
Molecule: messenger RNA, 2242 nt
Organism: Labrus mixtus (cuckoo wrasse)
Lineage: Eukaryota; Metazoa; Chordata; Actinopteri; Labriformes; Labridae
Exons: 7
Coding region: 1029-1496 (155 amino acids)
Cellular component (GO): endomembrane system
Molecular function (GO): ubiquitin protein ligase activity; zinc ion binding
Source: RefSeq, a predicted model, not a curated record